Molecule: messenger RNA, 1856 nt
Organism: Gasterosteus aculeatus aculeatus (three-spined stickleback)
Lineage: Eukaryota; Metazoa; Chordata; Actinopteri; Perciformes; Gasterosteidae
Source: RefSeq, a predicted model, not a curated record
UUUCCUCCGAACUGCGAAACAAAAACAGGCCGAUUAACUUUUUCUUACCCCGGACUAAAGACGCCGUACUGACUCUCAACAAGUUGUCGAGAGGACGAACAGCCAUUCAGCCCGGAAGGCACAACAGCCCUAAACCAUUACGACAGUAUUCGCUUGCAGGGAUAAACAGACACAUUUCAUCCGGGUGGGGGUUGCAUCCUCUGUGAAAAUGGCAACCUUUCCCUGUAACACCUGAAUGAAUAAUUCAACACUCUGGGCUCUAUCAGAGCUGUCAGAAAUGUCAGCCGAUUGGAAGUACCCUUGGCUGCCCCCGGAGGAUGUUCACUCCGCACCCUGUGGUGGGGGUCUCUCUCUGUCUCACACUCUCUGACACUGACACACACAGACACACACCUUUUCCAGUGCCAGAACUCCACUAGCUGCAGGACACUGAAGCACCGAAAGCUGAGCAUUCAAAAAAGAAAGAAAAAGAAACUCCCCUCAGCGAGCUAGACGGAGGCUUUCUGCUGGUGUGAGAGGAGUGUAGAUGACCAACCGUCACACCUUGCUGCCUGCUGUGGAAUGUGGAGCGCUGCUGUUGACGGAUCGGUGCACGGCCUUUGGUGGGACGUCUGCAGUGGCCUAGGAGCCAUCGGGGGGGGGUCCGGCACUAAAGGUCUUCCUUCCUGCUCUCGGAAAACCAAUGGGCGAACACGACGAAGCCGAGUCGUCGUGCGGGGCACUCGGCGGAGGGGGCCCCCCGCGGCCCCCGAGUAAGUGGCGGCAGUCCAGCAGCCUUUUCAACCAGGACGUGGGCACGCCGCCUUUCCUGGAGCCGGCGGAGCCUCGGUGGACGGACGUGGAGCGGCUCCAGAGGGGCCUGGCCGGCUGCCCCUGGCCGGGCUUCACACCCGCUCCGCUGUUCGUGCCCUACAUCUGUGGGCCGGUGCAUCGUCCCGGCCAGCAGAGUAGCAGAGAGCCGUACAAGUGGAGGGUGAGCCUGGAAGUGGCCCACUUCCUCCCCUCGGAGAUUUCUCUCAGCGUCAGAGACGGAUUCCUGGAGGUCGGAGGGAAACACGAGGAGAGGCCGGACGAGCACGGAUUCAUCGCCAGGUGUUUUACCAGGAAAUACAGGCUGCCGGCUGAGAUCGAUGUGACCAAAAUCGCCUCCGUGCUUUCUGUCGACGGCGUCCUGACUGUGGAGGCUCCAGUCCCCAAAACGUCCGUUCCUUCUCCCACCAUCAUUCCCAUCAAGGUAGAGCUCGAGGUGACUGGAGAAAGGCUGGAGAAAUAUGAAGCCCCUGACGCAGAACUGGAAAGCUGCAGAACCCCCGAGGCCCAAAGUUUACCGUCCGCAGAGGAGGACGGGAAAGAGUCCCAACAAGAGGAUCGCGGCCAGCGGGCCGACCCUGGCAGCGCCACAGUUGGGCCUCAGCAGCACAAGGAGGAGGAGGAGGAGACUCGCGAAGAGACAGCCGCAGAGUCCCGCCCUCCAGCGCCCGUCGAUGGCGACCGGCCCGCGAGCCCUCGAGAAUCCCCGGAGCCCCGCGUAGAUCCGCAAACCCGCGCGGAUGAGUCCGAACAGCCGGGACACGGAGAACCAGCCGUGGAUGGAGAGAUCCAGGUAGCGGCCGGCUCGGGGGAGGCUGCGGAGGAGAUCGCCCGCCCCGACGGGCCGGAGCCGGGCCAGACCCCCCCGAGCGAGGACCCGGGCCGGGAGCUGGAGGCCGCCGACGUAAAACAAGAACACACAGAGUAGAGGCAUAAAAUGUCACCAGAUGCGUUUUAGUGCGUAGACACACACAGCUAGUAAUGUUUGCAGCUCCAAUAAAGCAACAGCAUGUGGAAAAAUGUUCAAUAAAGUGUUUGGUGUCUCA